Messenger RNA from Nerophis ophidion (straightnose pipefish), 1838 nucleotides. RefSeq names its product UDP-glucose 6-dehydrogenase (gene ugdh). Gene Ontology annotation, cellular component: cytosol; nucleus. Lineage: Eukaryota; Metazoa; Chordata; Actinopteri; Syngnathiformes; Syngnathidae. Gene Ontology annotation, molecular function: NAD binding; UDP-glucose 6-dehydrogenase activity. The record is from RefSeq and is a predicted model, not a curated record. Gene Ontology annotation, biological process: glycosaminoglycan biosynthetic process. Bases 127 to 1605 code for a protein of 492 amino acids. The transcript is spliced from 12 exons.
AGCCUGAGUGCUUACGCUGACGUCACAACUGCCAUACUAACAGACUAACAGAGCCGCCUCUCACAUCGCUGCUGCUGCUGCUGGGGAGGCGGAAGUGGUCAACUUGGCUCAAGAGUCCGAAUAAAGAUGUUCCAAAUUAAGAGGAUCUGCUGCAUCGGCGCUGGCUACGUGGGAGGCCCCACAUGCAGCGUGAUCGCCCACAUGUGUCCGGAGAUCACCGUGACCGUGGUGGACGUCAACGAGUCCCGGAUAAACGCCUGGAACUCGGACACGCUUCCCAUAUAUGAGCCUGGCCUGAAGGAGGUGGUUGAAUCAUGCCGGGGGAGGAACCUCUUUUUCUCCACGGACAUUGACUCAGCCAUUCGGGAUGCCGACCUUGUUUUUAUCUCAGUCAACACCCCGACCAAGACCUACGGCAUGGGGAAGGGCCGUGCUGCCGACCUCAAGUACAUCGAGGCGUGCGCUCGCAGGAUCGUGGAGGUGUCUGACGGCUACAAGAUCGUCACCGAGAAGAGCACCGUCCCCGUGCGAGCCGCCGAGAGCAUCCGGCGGAUAUUCGACGCAAACACCAAGCCGAGCCUCAACUUACACGUGCUGUCCAACCCGGAGUUCCUGGCAGAGGGAACAGCCGUGAAGGACCUGAAGGAGCCCGACCGUGUCCUGAUCGGCGGGGACGAGACGGCCGAAGGCCAAAGGGCAAUCCGGGCACUUUGUGCCGUGUACGAGCGCUGGGUACCCAAGGCCAGAAUCAUCACCACCAACACCUGGUCCUCAGAGCUGUCCAAGCUGGCCGCCAACGCGUUCCUGGCGCAGCGAAUCAGCAGCAUCAACAGCAUCAGCGCCCUGUGCGAGGCCACCGGGGCCGACGUGGAGGAGGUGGCCAAGGCCAUCGGCAUGGACCAGAGAAUAGGGAGCAAGUUUCUCAAAGCCAGCGUGGGUUUUGGUGGAAGCUGUUUCCAGAAGGAUGUGCUGAAUCUGGUGUAUCUGUGUGAGGCCCUCAACCUGCCCGAGGUGGCCUCCUACUGGCAGCAGGUGAUCGAUAUAAAUGAGUACCAGAGGCGGCGUUUUGCGUGCAGGAUCAUCGACUGCCUCUUCAACACUGUGACAGGGAAGAAAAUCGCUCUGCUCGGCUUCUCUUUCAAAAAAGACACGGGUGACACCAGGGAGUCGUCCAGUAUUUACAUCUCCAAGUAUCUGAUGGAUGAAGGGGCCAAGCUAUUCAUCUAUGACCCCAAGGUUCUCAAGACACAAAUCAUUCAGGACCUCUCUCAGCCCAGUAUCUCCGAGGACCAUCCAGAAAGAGUUUCAGAGUUGGUGACGGUGACCUCCGAUCCUUACGAGGCGUGCCAGGGCGCACACGCCUUGGUUAUAUGCACGGAAUGGGACAUGUUCAAGGAGCUGGACUAUGAGAGGAUUCACAAGAAGAUGCUGAAGCCGGCCUUUAUAUUUGAUGGCCGCAGAGUGCUGGACCACCUUCAUGCUGACCUCCAGGACAUUGGCUUCCAGAUCGAGACCAUCGGGAAGAAAGUGGUGGCGGCCAGGAUCCCUUACACCCCUGCUGCCAUCUGUGCCAGCGAGCCUCCCACCAAGAAAGCCAAAAUGUAAAAACCGCCUCGACGUGCGACACAUUCCAGCGUUUUGUAAAAGGUUGGCCGUAGAAGAAAGAAAUCCGGACCAGGUGAUUGAUGAGUGAAAUCUGACUUGCUACUUUACUCCAGUAUUUACUACAUUAGCAAUUUUAUAUGAUUUUUAAAAUAUAUCUAUAUUUUUAUAAAUCACAACUCUGUAUGAUUAUGACUGUAAGGGCCAAUGCAAUAAAAAGUCUCAUGAGUCCUGAA